Centruroides sculpturatus (bark scorpion) is the source of this 891-nucleotide messenger RNA. RefSeq names its product trafficking protein particle complex subunit 6B-like. Gene Ontology annotation, biological process: endoplasmic reticulum to Golgi vesicle-mediated transport; regulation of GTPase activity. The coding region runs from base 120 to 593 and encodes 157 amino acids. The record is from RefSeq and is a predicted model, not a curated record. Gene Ontology annotation, cellular component: TRAPP complex; cis-Golgi network; trans-Golgi network. The transcript has 6 exons. NCBI's taxonomy places the organism in Eukaryota, Metazoa, Arthropoda, Arachnida, Scorpiones, Buthidae.
UGUAGGUGGCGUUAUUUUGGCUAGUUGAUUGAAUAGUUAAGUUGGCAAGUGACGAAAGUCGGCCAUAUGCCAGGUUGCGUAUGAAGGCGUUAUGUUAGAGUAGUGGCAGUCGUAGUAAAAUGACCAUAACUAUGGCAGAUGAUGUAGUUUUCGAUUUGCUUCAUCUGGAAAUAACGUCUACUAUAUUCAGAACUACUGAGAAGGACGAAAAAGAAACAGCAGUAACUAAAUUAGAAAAUAUUGGAUUUUGCACAGGAUAUCGCCUUGUUGAAAGGUUAACAAAGGACUGGCCAAGAUUUAAGGAUGAAUUAGAUACAAUGAAAUUUAUGUGUAAAGAAUUUUGGUCUUCUGUUUACAAAAAACAAGUGGAUAAUCUUAGAACGAAUCAUCAAGGAGUAUAUGUUUUACAAGAUAAUAGAUUUAGAUUCUUGACUCAAUUAUCCAAUUCAAAACAAUAUUUGGAUGUUAUACCAAAAUAUUUAGCCUAUACCUGUGGAUUAAUUCGAGGAGCUCUUGCUAAUCUUGGAAUUAUGAGUGUAGUUACAGCUGAUGUUACAAAUCCUCCAAUAUUCAUUUUGAAGGUGCUGUUGUAAUUCAUACACUAUAUAGUGUCUACAGAAACUGAGCACACCAGGUCUUUUAAAUAUUUCCAAAGCCAGAUGUUAGCAGAUAAUGAAUAUGUCAUAUAUAUCAGAAACAAUUAAUUUGUGGAUUCAUAUUUACUAGGAUUCUUUAAUUUAUUUUGUGAGUUCUUUUAAUUUUUUAAAAUUUUUAUCAUAAUUUUUUUAAGCAAUUUAUGUAAUAAUGAAGAUCACAAUAAUAUGAAAACAUUUAUCAUUGCUUUUCAUAACUGGUAAGCUAUGUAGAAAUUAUGGUUGAUAUAUUAAAACU